Messenger RNA from Polypterus senegalus (gray bichir), 2378 nucleotides. Its product is annotated as oocyte zinc finger protein XlCOF20-like. The record is from RefSeq and is a predicted model, not a curated record. Bases 248 to 1423 code for a protein of 391 amino acids. The transcript is spliced from 3 exons. NCBI's taxonomy places the organism in Eukaryota, Metazoa, Chordata, Cladistia, Polypteriformes, Polypteridae.
GUUUGAGCGCGUUCUCUCUCACCGCGCAUGCUCCUAUUCGAUACUCACGCUCGUUUUAAGCAAAGGUGCACAAGGGUAUAACGGAGCCUCCUUCACCAUUGACUUGGCCAUACCGUGAGGUGUCUAAUGACCUCCUGGUCAGAUCUGUCCACGUGAGAAGUGAUUCCUAGAAGAGAAGAAGAGAGGAGACACUUGGUGGUUAGGGAAGAGUUUAACACGGAGCACAGCCUCAGCCAAAACUGACAACAUGGACAUAAGGCUGGCACACAUUAAACAGGAGGACUGUGAGUGGGGUGCACCAGAGGAUUUGUGUGUAAAGGUGGAAGAUUGUGAUUCAGAGGGUGAAGCCAAGAGAAAACACUUUGUGGUUAAAGUGGAGGAUUCCAAGGAUUUCUCAGUAAGUCUUGAAUUGCAAAAGUGUGAAACCGAGAAUGCUUGGAAGCAAGAUGUUUCUGAAGAGUCACCUCCGGGCUUACAGUCCUGGUUAACCGAUAUGGGACAACUGGCUAACCAGGAGAAUUCUACAGGAGUGAAAUCUGAGUUAUUGGAGUUUAAAGAGGAAAUGAGAGAAGGAGAAGAGCAGCAGCCGCCGUCCAGCAGCGUGGGAAUGAGUUUCCAGGACCAUGCCAGCUUUUCCACAUCUUCGUUUGCUCAAACGUCUCAUCAGUGUAGACUGCAGCAGAAACAAGUCAAAGAAAAGAUGAAGGAAUCAACAAGAGGAUCCAAUAAUGUGACCUCGGUCUCCUUUCAGCGCAAUUCCCCUUCUGCUGGUCAGCCAACUCAGUCGGGAGCCGUCAUCACAGACCAGUUCCGCACUGGAAGAAAACAUCAUCACUGCUUGGAAUGCGGCAAACAGUUUUCACACAACAGUAGUCUUUAUAAGCAUAUGAAAAUCCAUGCUGGCGAGAAGCCUCAUUGCUGCUCCGAAUGUGGAAAGCGUUUCUUAGAGAGAAAUUACCUUAAUGUCCACAUGACUGUUCAUACCGGAGAGAAACCCCACUGCUGUCCAGAGUGUGGUAAACGAUUCUCUCAAAUUCGCAGUCUUCAGAUCCACACCAGAAUCCACACUGGAGAAAAGCCGUAUUCCUGUCCAGAAUGUGGCAAACGAUUCUAUGACAGUAGUAGUUUACAGAAGCACACGCGGAUUCAUACGGGAGAGAAGCCGUACUGCUGCUUCGAAUGCGGAAAGAGGCUUUCCAACAGCAGCAAUUUCCGGAGCCAUGUAAGAAUUCAUACUGGAGAGAAGCCAUACACCUGUUCUCAAUGCGGAAAAAGGUUUUCUUCCAGUGGAGGUUUCCGGAAGCACAGACAAAUUCAUACUGGAGAAAAGCCUCCACAAAAUGUGGCAAACGACGUCCCCACAAUAGCAGAAAAAGUGAAGAAAAAUCUUUUGUGUGAGGUAAAGGGUUCUCAUUUAAAGUAGUUCACAAGAACAUAAGAAUUCCUAGUGGAGAAAAGACUCCUGGUAUUAAAUUUGGAAAAUGGUCCUAAAACAGAAGACACAUUUAGAGUCAUAUUAGAAAUCAGUGUUGCUUGGAAUACUGUAAAUGACUAUGAAGAUAGCAGGAGUCUUCAUAAUCCUGAAAAAGAAAGCAGAAGCCAUCAACACUGACCAGUAAAAUGUGUAGAUACACAUCUCCAAAGAGAUAAUACUUUAUUAUUGUUUGAAGUGUGGCAAACGAUUUUCACACAAUAGUAGGCUUUUUACUCUCACCUGUGAGAAAUCCCAUUGUGGUCCUCAAUGUGGUAAGCAGUUCUCAGACAGCAGUAGCAUUCAUACUUUCUGUAACCCUUAUAAAUGUUCUGAAUGUGACAAGAUAUUCUCCUGCAUCAGCAACCUCACAUAAAGAGGUCUCCAUCUCUAUCACCCCUACACAAAUCACAACAGGAGGCUUCAUUAGGAACCAUGCAGGGGCUACACUGAGCCCCUCACUACAGACUUACAGGAAUGACAUCUACAUCAGAGCAACAUCCCAUCAAGGCAUGGGGCAGCAAGCACGCCACACCUUUAGGACAAAGGAUGACCUCUGAGAAUCUGUACUGGUGUUGUGACUGUGGCAAGCGAUUCCCACAAAUCAGCAGUUUCCAGAGGCAAGAAGUCACAAUCUGAUACAGCAUAAAGGACAAGUGGCUGCUUCAAUAUUGGUAGCACUUGUGUGUCAGCCAUACAGUUGACCCAGCACCAGUGCUGUGACACAAGAUGGUGAACAGAACCAACACCAGGAAGAAGAAUGAGCUGGCAACACAACUGUACUAGGAGAGCAAAGAACACCACAGAAAAAGCUCACUGCGAUAAUGAAACAAUACAAAUGUCCAGUAAGAUCAAAAUCACGAUGUUGUGCAAACCAACAAGAAGUGCUGUUGACAACUAGAACAAG